AGCGCUUCUAUAGGCACAGCACCAACAAAAGUGCCUCUGACAAAAUGAUUUGCAGAUGGAAAAACAGACUGCUGCAAAUUCAGAGGAAACCGGUAUUUAGAGGUCUUCCUGUCAUUUGUUGCAUCAGAAUCACUUGAGCAGCCUACAAGGAUAAACAGGACACUUUGACAGCAUCAACUCAAUCACAGUGAUGGGGAAGGAUUAUGAAAGUUUGGAAAAUUCUAUUAAAGGGAUUUCUCAGUUCUUCUUCUAUGUGACGUUUCUCCUCGGAGUUCCAGGAAAUGCCUUUGUUGUUUACAUUGCUGGAAUGAAGAUGAAGAGGACCGUUAAUACGAUAUGGUUUCUCAAUCUGGCGAUUGCAGAUCUCCUGUGCUGCUUUUCCAUACCGUUCAGGGUGGCAGAUGUUCUUUUAGACAAUCACUGGCCAUUUGGAUCUGUCAUGUGCAAGAUUCUUCCCUUUUUAAUGUUUGUCAACAUGUUUGCCAGUGUCUUCAUCUUGAGCUUGAUUAGUCUGGAUCGGUUUACCCAGGUGAUCACCCCAGUUUGGGCUAAAAAUCAUCGCAGUCUGUUGCUUGCACACCUGUCCUGUGUAGUGGCCUGGGUCCUGUCUAUAGCUCUUAGUGUGCCCUUUAUGAUAUUAAGAGAAACUGAAACAGUAAAUGAAACAAUGCACUGCCUACUUUUUCAUUAUAAGAACUCUGAAACAUUUGACAUGCUACGUAUUAUCAGGUUUGUGGUUAAUUUUUUGAUACCUCUCAUAUGCAUCAUGACAUGUUAUGGAAUCAUGGCCCGAAAGUUAGGCAGGAGUCAUUUUAACUCUGGACGAGCGUUUCGCAUCAUGUUGGCUGUUCUUGUGGCAUUUUUUCUGUGCUGGCUCCCGUACCACACUGUAAUUUUGAUCCGAGCAAAUGGUGUUAAACAAAGUGGCAGUGUGGCUGAGAGACUUGUUCCAAUGGCCGUCUCUUUGGCAUAUUUCAACAGCUGUCUGAACCCGGUUCUGUACGUUUUCAUGGGGCAGAAUUUUAAGGAGAAGUUUAAGCUUUCUCUAAGACGUAUUUUUGAAAGCGCUUUCUCUGAGGAGGGGACACAAAUACCACAAUCCACCUAAGCACAACAAAUGCAAUCAUUGUAGUUUGAAAAUAAUUAAUUUAUUCAUCUUUUCUGAUUAAUUGGUUUUUCUUAAGAAUAUUUUUUGACAUAUACUAUUUUAAACAAUUUACAUAAAAUCUCUUUUACCGUAUUAUUUCUUUUCAAAAGUGAAACAUCAGAUAUGCAAAAUGAUGAAACUUAGCUUAGUCUAGUGCUUUUCAAUACUAGGAAGUAUGUCUGGUCCACUCCUCUGCAUUUCAUUUUGGUGAAUAUUGGAAUUUGGUCAUUAAUGUGAAAAAUAAUUUUCAUAUAAUGUUUAUUAGUAGUUUAUUAGUAGUGUUUUCACUGAUGAUGUUACAUGGUCUCUAUGGUGAAGUCUUAAAAAUAUAAAUAAAAAUGGAGAUUCUGUCCAAUAUUCUUUCAUACAAUGCAGAUGUUUGCAUAUAUUCAACUUUUACUGUUUUGCUUUUGAUCACAUCGAUUUUAGUCAUUUUAGUUU
Molecule: messenger RNA, 1588 nt
Organism: Myxocyprinus asiaticus (Chinese sucker)
Lineage: Eukaryota; Metazoa; Chordata; Actinopteri; Cypriniformes; Catostomidae
Product: C3a anaphylatoxin chemotactic receptor-like
Exons: 4
Coding region: 191-1108 (305 amino acids)
Biological process (GO): inflammatory response; positive regulation of cytosolic calcium ion concentration; phospholipase C-activating G protein-coupled receptor signaling pathway
Cellular component (GO): plasma membrane
Molecular function (GO): complement component C5a receptor activity; G protein-coupled receptor activity
Source: RefSeq, a predicted model, not a curated record